Penaeus vannamei (Pacific white shrimp) is the source of this 1208-nucleotide messenger RNA. RefSeq lists its product as uncharacterized. The record is from RefSeq and is a predicted model, not a curated record. NCBI's taxonomy places the organism in Eukaryota, Metazoa, Arthropoda, Malacostraca, Decapoda, Penaeidae.
GACGCCGAAGGAGGAGGAACGAACACGUAUUUUCACCGGGAGAGAAAUCAUUUGCAUAAAUCAUCUGAAAUGGCUCGCGAAAGGACCCAAGUGUGGAUCUGGCUGGCGGUGCUUGGCGUGUUCAUUCAGUCCUCUCAGUGUCUGGGUUGGGGCUCCUCCUCUUGCUCUCUCAAGGAAGAUGACCUCAAGAAGCUGGAGGAACUCUGUACCAAGACGGCCGAAGUGGUGAACGCCUCGGUGGCCAACCUCGAGCAGAAACUGGAGCGAGUCCUCACGUUCGUCGAGGAAAUGAAGAAGCACGAGAACGCCUGGAUCGAGGAAACCCCGACGUCCAAUGGUUCAAAAGGGACCGUCGAGAGGGACGUCUCGACACAGGAAGCCGUCCUCGUGCCCUCGGUGCUGACGAAUACCCCGACGCAGGUGGAGGUUGCUGACGUCCAAGGUCAGGAGAGCCAGAACAGCAGCUUCAGGAACAUGCAGACCACCCGCUUUGAUGACGACGACGAUGAAGACGAUGAUCUGCAAGAUGAGGAAGACGAGGGUGAUCAGGAGGUUAAGAAAGGAGAAUGCGAGGCUCAGGUCAUCGACAACCACGAGACCAUCGGCAUGUUCUAUAUGACCUCCUUCCGCCACGGUCACUGCGCCAACAGACACCCGAUCACUGCUCCUAUUCGCCACUGCCUCGGCUACUGCGCGACCAGGACUUAUAUCGAACGGGAAGCAGGUAUCUGGAGCCAAGGGAACCGCUGCAGCAGCUGUCAGGUGGACAAGCUGGAGACCCUCAAAAUCCCUCUCGCUUGUGACGACGGCUUCACCUUCGAGAAAGCUUUCGAAAACGUCGUGAGUUGUCGCUGUCAGGCUUGCAAACCCGUGAAGGAGUGAAAAUGGACGUCUGUCUAUUUACGUGGAGUAAAUUUCUUCCGAUUCUAGUCUUAUUGUUUGAGAUAUGGGACGUUUCUGUUUGUUUAUUAUAUGUAUAACAAAAAUGAAACGGAGAGGGGAAAAAUAUAUAUAUAAACGUAUUUGUAAACUGGGAUAGAAUGGUUUGAAAUGGAUAAGGAUAUUUGCGAAAUAAGAUCUGACGGAUUGCUGAUCGAUGUCAUUCUUUGCUGCCGAAUUUUGGCGGGAAAUCUGUUUACAAUUUGAACGUGUUGAAAAACGAGUCAAUUGAGAUUGGAGUAGUUAUAAUUAUAAACAAUUUCGGUUUU